CUUUGGUCCUCCCCCCUUCGAACUGAGGUACGCAGAGUCUCCAGUCUUGCCUCGUCAUGCACGAAGGAUCAUAUACUUGCGCUAACUAGUACUCUGUAGUUUGCACUCCCUUCAAACUCCUGUCAUCAGGUGCUCUAACAAAAUGAUCAUUAUUCCUGUCCAACCCAGUAAGACGUCAACCAGUCGAUGAAAGGAUCAAAAGACUAAUUAUAUAAUUGCAUGGCCGUAGCACAAGUGUUCCGCCUGUUUGUCCAUCUUGUGCUCCUGAUCUCGUCAAUCCAAGCCCAGUCUCUUUCCGAUACUCCUUCCUUUCAGCUCCGGGAUAUUCCUUUUGAAUGUUCCAAUCCGACAUAUGGGAGUUGCACCUUCUAUGCUGAUUGUCUCGAGAGUCGUUACCAUUGUGGUCAAUCGGGCUACCCGAUUGGAUAUGGCCAACACUACUGUGUAAGCCUUCACGGCGGCAGGGUCAAAGUUUGGCUUGCAGGGACAGGAGUGGUUGGCACACACCAUGCAUUGCCUACAGGCCGCACUGGUGCCUGAAGCGACAGGCGAAGGUGAGACAACAUGCAACGCGCUAGCCGACAAGGCUUUCGCGACCCAUGCAACUUGCUAUGUCAACAAUGGUUUGUGUGAACUGUUCCCAACGGAUUGGGUAGAGAUCGUGACCAUUGUAGGGUGGACACUCUUCGAGAGCUGGGAUGCGACUAGUAAGAGCAGUUUCCAGGCGGCGGGAGAUUGUCCAGCCCUUACGGCGUGGAUCCUACUCUGCACCACGCUAAAUAACCGGAAUUUAUGCCCCAGUGUGGCUGGGCUGUAGCAUUGCAUGAUUUGCCAAAUUGCUUGGAGGCUUGAAACCAGGCUAAUUGCAAUAUGAACUUAUUGCUCUCGGAAUUGGAAAGCACGUCGAUGGACGUCAAAUUUUGGUCGAGCUACUUAGUCGUUGAAGAUGAACACGCCAAGAGUACCCCGUAUUAGCUAAAUUUGAUUCUUUACGCACUUUUGUAUCGAUUGCCUUGCUCUGUGUUCCAACUGCAUCACAUGUACUUGAACUUCCCAGACUAC
Molecule: messenger RNA, 1062 nt
Organism: Laccaria bicolor S238N-H82
Lineage: Eukaryota; Fungi; Basidiomycota; Agaricomycetes; Agaricales; Hydnangiaceae
Exons: 1
Coding region: 509-817 (102 amino acids)
Source: RefSeq, a predicted model, not a curated record